AUGUCUAUAUUGAAGAACGACAAUACUCUUUUCAAUUCAACCUUGGACUUGGAGAGGUCUAGUACUGAUUCUCAAGAGAAUGGUGGUCCAAGAGCAGUGGGUGAUGGGAAACAGCCCUUGGGGGAGGAUAACUUGAACCGGUCUUUAUCUGUUCGUCAAAUUAACAUGAUUACAAUUGCAGGUGUUAUUGGUACUGGAUUAUUUUUAGGUACUGGGGUUUCAUUGUCUAGAGGUGGUCCAGGUGCAUUAUUAAUCUGUUAUACAAUCAUUGGAAUAAUGGUAUAUUUCACUAUGUUAAGUUUAGGUGAAAUGGCUACUCAAUAUCCAGUUUCUGGUUCAUUUACAACAUACGCUAAAAGGUUUGGUAGUGAUUCUUUGGGGUUUGCUAUCUUAAGUAAUUAUUGGUUAAAUGAUGCCUUAAGUGUGGCAUCAGAUUUAACUGCUUUACAACUUCUUUUAUCUUAUUGGACAGAUUUCCACUAUUGGGUUGUGGCAUUGAUCUUUUGGUUUUUCCUUUUGUUUUUAAAUGUUUUCCAUGUUAGAUUCUAUGGGGAAGCCGAAUACUUGUUAGCGUUAUUGAAAGUGAUUGCCAUUAUUAUUUUUUUCAUUAUCUCAAUUGUGGUCAAUGCUGGUCAUAAUAUUGAACAUAAAUAUAUUGGGUUUUCAAAUUGGGGUGUUGGUGAUGCUCCAUUUGUCAAUGGCUUUAGAGGAUUUGCCAAAGUCUUUGUAACUGCUGCUUAUGCUUAUGGUGGAACUGAAUCAAUUACUAUGACUGCUGGUGAACAGAAAAACCCCACAAGAACUAUGCCUAAGAUUGUCAGAACCGUGUUCUGGCGUAUCUUGAUCUUUUACAUCCUUACAGUUUUUUUCAUUGGUAUGAACAUUCCAUAUAACUAUGAAAACUUAAAUAAAAAGUCCAUUAUUACCUCCCCUUUUACAAUUAUGUUCAAAUUAGUUGGUGCUAAAGGCGGUGCAGACUUUAUGAAUGCUGUCAUUAUUACCUCAGUCAUUUCUGCUGGUAACCAUGCGUUAUAUGCUGGUUCCCGUUUGGCAUAUAACUUGGGUACCCAAGGUUAUGCUCCAAAGAUCUUGACUAAAGUUAACAGAUGGAAAACUCCAUAUAUUGCAGUCAUUUUUACUUGGUUCUUUGGUGGAUUAGGGUUUGGAUCUUCUUUCAUUGGAGCUGGUGAGUUAUGGAAUUGGUUACAAGCUAUCAUUGGUCUAAGUAACUUGAUUUCAUGGUGGGUUAUUGGUAUAAUUUCUAUUAGAUUCAGACAAGGAUUGAAAUUCCAAGGAAGGGAAGGUGAAUUAUUAUUCCCUAACUGGACUUAUCCAUGGGGUCCUUGGUUUGUGGUUAUUUUCGGAACUUUUAUCAUUUUUGUUCAAGGAUGGUCCACAUUAUCACCAUUUUCAGCUAAUGAUUUCUUCCAAUCAUACUUGGAGUUGGCUAUUUUCCCAUUAUGCUAUAUUGCUUGGUUUGUUUGGACUAGAUGCAAAGAUAAGUUUGUCAAGGUUCAAGAUAUGGACUUUGAAUCUGAUCUUUACUAUGAAACACCAGAAGACCAAGAGUUGAAUGCACAUUUGGAUUCCUUGACAGGAUUGCUGAAAUUCAAGUAUGUGAUGUAUGAAAAUUUUACUUAG
Messenger RNA from Lizanozyma spartinae, 1641 nucleotides. RefSeq names its product Alp1p (gene ALP1). Gene Ontology annotation, molecular function: amino acid transmembrane transporter activity. Gene Ontology annotation, biological process: amino acid transmembrane transport. The record is from RefSeq and is a predicted model, not a curated record. Gene Ontology annotation, cellular component: membrane. NCBI's taxonomy places the organism in Eukaryota, Fungi, Ascomycota, Pichiomycetes, Serinales, Debaryomycetaceae. The transcript has a single exon. The coding region runs from base 1 to 1641 and encodes 546 amino acids.